Messenger RNA from Formica exsecta, 4327 nucleotides. RefSeq names its product dymeclin. NCBI's taxonomy places the organism in Eukaryota, Metazoa, Arthropoda, Insecta, Hymenoptera, Formicidae. The coding region runs from base 254 to 2326 and encodes 690 amino acids. Gene Ontology annotation, cellular component: Golgi apparatus. The transcript is spliced from 12 exons. Gene Ontology annotation, biological process: Golgi organization. The record is from RefSeq and is a predicted model, not a curated record.
AUACCGAUACGUCAGCUGGUAGCAGUGUGGAACUUUUCUAUCCAUGCCGUUAUAUGCCAGUUAUUUGCAAAAAUCAACUGAGAUUAUUAGUAUCCGUAAUUUUGUAAGUGUACUUUAUUUUAGCAGCUCAGUCAAGCCCGGAUAUCUCAAGUGAUACAGAAUUACAGUUGCAAAUAACUGUUGAAAUAAGGAGUGAUCGGUGAUCCUGUCUAACCAUCCUCGAUACAUGACGUGAAGAAGAUCAAUAGAAGCAAUGGGUACAACGCCAAGUCGCUAUGAAGAUCUCUCAAAAAAUGUAUACCUGGAGAAAUUCUGCGGAAAGCAAAGCAUACUUGCAAACGAUCCAUUCUGGAACACAUUCUUAUCUUACAACAUGCGACCACCUAUUACAAGAAACGAUCAAAUAGAGCUCGAUUCAAGAUUAGACUUAUCAUGUCAACAGUUGCUUGUGAAUAACUUGAUUACUGGCAACUUUGGUACUCUGAUACAGGUAGCUCUUACACGCAUCAAUGAACUACUAGCACCUGUUCAAAAUCAAAAUAUAAUAUCGACAUGGCAAACAUACAAUGCACUUUUUGCCGUGAGAUGCAUUUUGAAAUAUUUUAUUGAGACUGUUGGUGAAGAAGAGAUGCUAAAACACAUUGAAGCACCACAAACAACUUCAGCAAAUGAAGCAUUGUCUUCUUUUAGAUUGGAAGAACUUUUUGAUGCAUUGAUAGAACUUAUUAUAGACGUACCUUUAUGUGAAUUUACAUAUGUUGUUCAUUUGGAAGCAAUUAAUUGUUUACUUGUGUUGCUUUCGGUACAAUUAUUUUCUCAAACUGCAGCUGAAUAUAGCACUGUAUACAGGAUAGCGAUGCAUGCACAUUCGAGCCAACAAGCACCUGCUGUGGUGUGUAUACUGUUGCACAAUUUUAUACAACAGGAACACGCUCCCCCGGGUUUGCUGACGCAGCAACCUGGGGGUAGUAUUGUAUUCAGUAUAGCUGCCGGGUUGUGGAACGUAAUAAAAAUGGGCAUUGGUAGUGGUUCAAAGAAUGUACAGAUUGCACAUAACGGCACUGCUGAGGACGAAGAAAAAAAGCGCGAUACGGAAACUCCACUCGCUAGUCAGUCUCUAUUACUUUUAUUGAUUCUGACAAAUCAUUGUACUGCUACACACAAUCCAUAUAGAAAUGCGCUUUUCUCUUUUAUAGAUAUGCAAGAGGAUCAACCUACAUCACAAACGAAAACAAUCGAGAUCUUUAAAUUUAAUCUGAAUAAAUUAUAUAACACUAUUUGUAAGAUACCAAAUACAGAUGAAAUCACGCUCUUGCUCUACAUGCUAUUACAUAGGAAUUCGAAUGUGAAACAGGAUAUAAUGAAAAGGCCUGAUAUACAAUUAUUGGUAACUCCAAUAUUACAAAUAUUGUAUCAUGCACCAAACAAUACUUCACAUCAUAUUUAUAUGUCCCUUAUCAUUCUCCUAAUUUUAAGUGAAGAUGAAACGUUUAACAAACGGAUACAUGAAAUUAUGCUCAAGGGUGUAACAUGGUACACUGAGAGAUCCAUAAGUGAAAUAUCAUUAGGUGGUCUUUUAAUCUUGGUUGUGAUCCGUACAAUACAAUAUAAUAUGUUUAAAAUGAGAGACAAAUAUCUUCAUACAAACUGUCUAGCAGCUUUGGCAAACAUGUCUGCCCAAUUCACAUCCUUACAUCCUUAUGUUAGUCAGAGAUUGCUGAGUCUAUUCGAGACUCUUGCAAAAAAACACGCGCGGUUAGAAGCAAAAAUUCGAGCGCAAGCACAACCGAUAACUUCUCCUGACAAUACCAUUAAUACGUCUGUUAAUGGAAAUGCCACCGUUGCAAACACAGAUUUGAUUCAAGACUUAACCAUACUUGAGGAGGUCCUACGGAUGGUACUAGAAAUUAUAAAUAGUUGUUUAACUCACAGACUCGCAUACAAUCCAAACUUAAUUUACACUCUCUUAUAUAAAAAGGAUAUCUUUCAACCAUUUAGAAUGCACUCUGCUUUCCAAGAUAUCGUCCAAAAUAUUGAUUCUGUGAUUAAUUUCUUUUCUUAUAAAUUGGAGCAAAAAGAUCAAUCGCAACUUGGUGUUAGUCAAGUAUUGGCUACUAUACAGCAAGGAACUUUAGAAUGGCCACGAGAUCGUUUAAGAAAGUUUCCAGAAUUGAAGUUUAAAUAUGUAGAAGAGGAACAACCGGAAGAAUUCUUCAUUCCUUAUGUGUGGAGCGUCGUUUGUCAGGGAGCGUUAUUGCAUUGGAGCGCGGAAAAUAUAAAAUUGUUUUCUCAUAACAAUGGCGAGACAACAAUCAUUGUUUGCUGAUAUUGAGAUGAGGGGUGUAUCCUACUAUAAGUAUUCGAAACAAUAAUAGUAGGAUAAUAAUAUAUGAAAUAAGUUUGUAAUAAAAAUUGUCGAAAGAAAAAGUAUAAGCAUUUUCCUUUCGGCAAUGGAAAAUGGAAAAAUUAAGGACUGAAAACGAAAGUGUAUACAGCGCAAAAAGAAUAUAAUAUAUGACAUUAAAGAUAAGUAUUGCACGAAGGAGACCCUUUAUAAUCAGGAUGUUAUCUGAAAUAGAAUUUUUUUAAUUAUAUAUCACUUUAUUCUCUUGUAUAUUAGUAUUUUAAUAUUUAUUAUGAAAUCAUAAAAGAACAAAUGAAAAUGUAUAAAUUAAUUUUUACCUGUUCAUUUUCAUAUUAUGAAAACAUGAUAUAAGAAAGAUUCAUGCAAGUAAUUUCAUACUUUUGGAAAUUAGUCUAUCUAAUCUUCCUACAAUUUUGUGUUAUGAAUAUAUAAAUGAUAUAGUACAUAUACAUAUGUGAUACAUAUUAAUAUAUAAAAUGUCAAAAAAAAUAUGAAUGCAGUUAAAAAAAAUUACUGCAUGUCGACAGGACUGGUUAAAGUUAUUACAAUAUUUUGCUUUACGAACAUUAUUAUAGAAAAUAAUAUAAUUUUUUGUUUUAUUAAAGAUAUUUAUACUAAAAAAUAUACAUAAGAAGUUAUAAUCUUGACAAGUCAUAUAAUUUACAAAUAUACUUGUAUAACUCUUCAAGACUAAAUCUCUUGCAGUAUCAUCUUCUCAUAUCUUUGAACAAUUUUUUCGAAGAAUGUAAUCUUUCAAAACUAUAUAUACAUAUAUAUCAUUUUUAGAUAUCGAUAAGAACAUGUAAAAUUAUCGAAAUUUUUAGUGAGGUAUAUCUCUCAUGUGUGAUAGUUUAAAGUAGAGAAUUGUAAUGUUGGUUUCAAACAUAUAUAAUAUUUGAUAGAUUUGUAAAUAAUUAUUGAGAAAACAUUAUUCAUUUAUCUAAUUUAAAAUAUUGCAGAGUUGCAACAUAAUAUUUGUAUAAUUCUGUUAUUUUUCACGCUGUAUAUGUGCAAAUAAAUUUUUAUUUAAUACAUAUCAAUAAAAAAAACUAAAUAUUUACAUAAACAGUUUUUUUUUGUCGCUCCUUUAAAAGCUCAUUUAGCGUAAGAUUUGCGGAAAUAAGACAUGAAUUAUAUAGGAGAAGAAUAUGAAAGGGAUAAAUGUAAGAGAGAAUAGAAAUAAUUCAAUGUCCAUUUUUAACCGGCAGGUCAUUUAAAUCGCAUAUAUCGCACACAAAUGCAAAAAUAAUAUAUUAAAAAUAUUUGAGACACAUUUAAUCUCUCGUUCAAAAUAAAUCCUUAUCUAGUCCAAAUAAGAAAUUUAUCAGAAAAUAUUACAGUGACCUGCCGGAUACUCAAUGGUCAAUUCACACGUCGAAUGUACAUCUUUAUUAAACAAAUACAGUUGACGUCUUAAUAUUUAUUUAUAAUGUCGUUAUAGAUAGUAUUUCAUUUUUCCUAGCCUGUGCAGCGUGUAUAUGCGGCCGCGCGUGAUCUUGUAUCGUGUACGUGUGUGUGUAUAGUUAUACUAUUGCUAAUACUUCAUUUUUUUUUUGUCUUGAACAAUCUUUCAGUUUACAAAGUUAACAAGAUAAUUUGACGUUUCUGUGCGUCGCGGUGCAGACGCGCCGAAUAACUCAGUGUGUCACGUUAAAAUUAAAAACUCGUUUAAAUCAUAAACAUUGCCUUAGCCAUACGUCACGUUACGGCUUCAAACGUGUGUGCUUAGCAUACAGAUAGUAUUUUUUUAUUUAUUUAUCCAUAAUAAUUAAAUUCCUUAACUGUACUAUAUCGUUAUUUAAUCUUAUUAGUUAACACACAAUCAAUCUGCGAUGGGAGGGAAUUUAGUCGGCACGUAGUGAUAUUUCAUUACGGCCUAGCUAAUAAGUAGUUGAUUAUUUCACUCAUUACACCGCCGUCGUGCAUUUUUUUUUUUUUUUUAUCGGUUAACGUCCGAUUAUA